Messenger RNA from Otolemur garnettii (small-eared galago), 2217 nucleotides. RefSeq names its product solute carrier family 44 member 4 (gene SLC44A4). Gene Ontology annotation, biological process: thiamine pyrophosphate transmembrane transport; choline transport. NCBI's taxonomy places the organism in Eukaryota, Metazoa, Chordata, Mammalia, Primates, Galagidae. The transcript has 21 exons. The record is from RefSeq and is a predicted model, not a curated record. Gene Ontology annotation, cellular component: plasma membrane. Bases 1 to 2121 code for a protein of 706 amino acids. Gene Ontology annotation, molecular function: thiamine pyrophosphate transmembrane transporter activity.
AUGGGGGGAAAGCAGGACGAGGACGAGGCUUUUGGGAAGCCAGUCCAAUAUGACCCCUCCUUUCGAGGUCCCAUCAAGAACAGGAGCUGCACAGAUGUCAUCUGCUGUAUCCUCUUCCUGCUCUUCAUUUUGGGUUACAUUGUGGUGGGGAUUGUGGCCUGGAUGUAUGGAGAUCCCCGGCAAGUCCUGUACCCCAGGAACUCUACCGGGGCCUACUGUGGGAUAGGGGAGAACAAAGAUAAACCAUAUCUCCUGUACUUCAACAUCUUCAGCUGCAUCCUGGCCACCAACAUCAUCACAGUCGCUGAGAAUGGCCUACAGUGCCCCACACCCCAGGUGUGUGUGUCCUCCUGCCCAGAAACCUCAUGGACCGUGGCAGAGAACCAGUUCUGGCAAACAGUUGGCGAAGUCUUCUAUACUAAAAAUAGGAACUUUUGUCUGCCAGGGGUGCCCCAGGAUAUGCAAGUGUUCAAAAGCCUGCAACAGGAACUCUGCCCCAGUUUCCUCCUCCCCUCUACUCCAGCUCUGGGACGUUGCUUUCCGUGGUCCAAUGUUACUCCACCCGAACUUCCAGGGAUUACCGGCAACAUCUCCCAGGGCAUCAGUGGUCUUAUCGACAGCCUCAAUGCCCGAGACAUCAGUGUUAAGAUCUUUGAAGAUUUUGCCCAAUCCUGGUACUGGAUUCUUGUUGCCCUAGGUGUGGCUCUGGUCCUGAGCCUACUAUUUAUCUUGCUUCUGCGCCUGGUGGCCGGGCCCCUAGUGCUGGUGCUGAUCCUAGGGGUGCUGGGUGUGCUGGCAUAUGGCAUCUACUACUGCUGGGAAGAGUACCGAGUGCUGAGGGACAAAGGUGCCUCCAUCUCCCAACUGGGCUUCACCACCAACAUCAGUGCCUACCAAAGUGUGAAGGAGACCUGGCUGGUUGCCUUGAUCGUGCUGGCUGUGCUUGAAGGCAUCCUGCUACUGAUGCUCCUCUUCCUGCGACAGCGGAUUCGCAUCGCCAUUGCCCUCCUGACAGAGGCCAGCAAGGCUGUGGGACACAUGAUGUCUACCAUGUUCUACCCGCUGGUCACCUUUGUCCUCCUGCUCAUCUGUAUCGCCUACUGGGCCGUGACUGCUCUGUACCUGGCCACUUCAGGGCAACCCCAGUAUGUCUUAUGGGCACCCAAUGCCAGCUCACCCAACUGUGAGAAAGUGGGAGUGAAUACAUCGUGCGACCCCAUGGCCCAGACUAUGAACUCCUCAUGCCCAGGGCUGAUGUGCGUCUUCCAGGGCUACCUGUCCACAGGCCCAGCACAACGUUCUCUCUUCAACCUACAAAUCUAUGCAGUCGUGGGGCUCUUUUGGACCCUUAACUGGGUACUGGCACUGGGCCAGUGCGUCCUAGCUGGAGCCUUUGCCUCCUUUUACUGGGCCUUGCACAAGCCCCGGGACAUCCCCACCUUCCCCCUGAGCUCUGCCUUUGUCCGCACACUCCGUUACCACACCGGGUCACUGGCAUUUGGAGCCCUCAUCCUGACCCUUGUGCAAAUAGCCCGUGUCAUCUUGGAGUACAUAGACCACAAGCUGAGAGGAGUGCAGAACCCUAUAGCCCGCUGUAUCAUGUGCUGCUUCAAAUGCUGCCUCUGGUGUCUGGAAAAGUUUAUCAAGUUCCUAAACCGGAAUGCAUACAUCAUGAUCGCCAUCUACGGGAAGAAUUUCUGUGUCUCAGCCAAAAAUGCCUUCAUGCUGCUUAUGCGUAACAUUGUCAGGGUGGUUGUCCUGGAUAAAGUCACAGACCUGCUGCUGUUCUUUGGGAAGCUGCUGGUGGUUGGAGGCGUCGGAGUCCUGUCCUUCUUCUUUUUCUCCGGUCGCAUCCAGGGGCUGAGUAAAGCCUUUGAGAACCCCCACCUCAAUUAUUACUGGCUGCCCAUCAUGACCUCCAUCGUGGGGGCCUAUGUCAUCGCCAGUGGCUUCUUCAGCGUUUUCGGCAUGUGUGUGGACACACUCUUCCUCUGUUUCUUGGAAGACCUGGAGCGUAACGACGGCUCCGUGGACCGGCCCUACUACAUGUCCAAGGCCCUUCUGAAGAUUCUGGGCAAGAAGAACGAGGUGCCCCAGGCGAACAAGAAGAGGAAGAAGUGAGAGAUCUAGGCUUUGAUCCAGGAUUGCACCGCGCCUGUACAAACGCCCAUCCUUAUUUCGCCUUACAGAUCUCAAUUUUGUAAUAAAAAGAUUUUA